Messenger RNA from Adineta ricciae, 1122 nucleotides. NCBI's taxonomy places the organism in Eukaryota, Metazoa, Rotifera, Eurotatoria, Adinetida, Adinetidae. The record is from the annotation of a GenBank genome assembly.
AUGGUGAAUUCAACGUUAACUGCACAUAAUCGAAUCGAAUAUAUUGGUUCAGAACGCAUUUGCAAUGGUGAAAAUGUGCCCAAAGAAUUGUUCUGUCCGAUAUGUUCUGGUUUAUUAUGGCGACCACAUUCUUGUGGAUCAUGUCAAAAUCUUUUUUGUGAAAGUUGUAUUUCGAAAUGGCUUCGAACAAAUACGAGAUGUCCAUUUGGCUGUGCAAAAUAUCAAGAUCGACGAUGUUCACCACAAAUUCGAUGUCUUUUAUCGAAUAUUGCUAUUCGAUGUCAAAGUACUCCAUUUGGUUGUGAACAAAUACGAUCUUAUGAUACAUUAGAAGCACAUCAAUUAAAUGAAUGUCAAUAUUCAUCUAUUCGAUGUCGAUAUUGUGAACAUCUAAUGUUGACUGAAGGAAUCGAAACUCAUGAACAAGAAUGUGGUCAACAGAUCGGUAGUUGUCAUAAAUGUAAUCAGCGUUUUCCUCUAUAUCUGUUAGAACAACAUUUGACUACUUGUGGGGUUAACGAUCGACAACAACCUUUGCAACAGUUUCUUCUUCCUAUUGUGAACACAGAUGCUGAACAAGAAAUACAAAGGAAAUAUGCUAAUUUACCAUGGUAUCGUCGUAUAUCAUCUUUAAUUUAUCUUAUUUUGACGAACCCAUUCGAUGCUUUACAUAUUAUUUUCAUCAUAAUGUUUACUGGCUUUUUCUUUCUCGUGGGGCUUGUUAUCGGAGGAUUUGUUAUGGUCUUUGUUUAUUUAUUUGGAAACAUAUUCGUUGGUCUUAUUUCGGUGAUUUUCUUCACUGGACUUCUCCAUUCCAUUGUACCGUGGAUUUUAAGUUUGAUCAAUGAUAGUUCGGUGAUUUUAUUUUCUGCUCUUACCUGUUUCUUCGUGGGAUGUUCAGCUAUUUAUGCCAAUGCUCAUCUCUUGCAAAAUAAGUUUCCAGUCAAACUACUGUUGUCCAUGUAUAUCGGAGCACCUGUCGCGACAAAAAUCAUCUUGGUUCUCAUUCGUUUGUAUUUCCUAUGGAUACCAACUUCCGUAACAGCAACUUUUACCACCACGUGCGGUAUUUUUAUUACCUUAAUAUUUCGAUACUUUUCUUCGUUGCGGCAACCAUCAUAG